Molecule: messenger RNA, 1234 nt
Organism: Jatropha curcas
Lineage: Eukaryota; Viridiplantae; Streptophyta; Magnoliopsida; Malpighiales; Euphorbiaceae
Cellular component (GO): cytoplasm; eukaryotic translation initiation factor 3 complex
Molecular function (GO): translation initiation factor activity; RNA binding
Source: RefSeq, a predicted model, not a curated record
UUCCUAAACAGCAAAAACCCGGCGUCGUAAGGCAACCGUAUCUUUAUUAUAAAAUCCUAAGCGAUGCGUUUCGACAGAACCCUAGAUCUCUCUAAGCCAUGGCUCUCGAUAAAUCUGCUCUGAACCAGAACAAGCCGCUCCGGUGGGGUGAGCUGGACGAGGACGACGGCGAGGAUUUGGACUUCCUUUUGCCGCCGAAACAAGUAAUUGGCCCCGAUGAGAAUGGAAUCAAAAAGGUAAUCGAGUAUAGGUUUAAUGAUGAUGGUAAUAAGGUUAAGAUCACGACAACGACCCGAGUACGGAAGCUUGCCAAGGCUCGGUUAAGUAAGAGUGCUGUGGAGCGCAGAAAUUGGGCUAAAUUUGGCGACGCUGUUCAUGAGGAUGUUGGUAGUAGGCUUACCAUGGUUUCUACUGAGGAGAUCUUGCUCGAAAGACCUAGAGCUCCAGGUACUAAAGUGGAAGAAACAAAGCUACCAGGGGAUAACUUGGCUCAAUUAGGUAAAGCUGGAGCUGUUCUCAUGGUGUGCAGAACUUGUGGUAAGAAAGGUGACCACUGGACUUCAAGAUGCCCCUACAAGGAUCUUGCUCCACAGUCAGAAGCCUUCACUGAUAAACCGCCAACAUCAGAGACUGCCGCUGCUGCUUCUGGACCUACAAAGGGUGCUUAUGUGCCACCAAGCAUGAGAGCAGGUGCAGAAAGACCUGCUGGAUCAGAUAUGAGGCGCAGGAAUGAAGAGAAUUCAGUUCGUGUCACCAAUUUAUCAGAGGACACUAGGGAGCCUGACUUGCUUGAACUGUUCCGUACAUUUGGUCCUGUGAGUCGUGUUUAUGUUGCUAUUGACCAGAAGACUGGUGUCAGCAGGGGUUUUGGCUUUGUAAACUUUGUAAACAAGGAAGAUGCUGAGAGGGCCAUCAACAAGCUCAAUGGAUAUGGUUACGAUAAUUUAAUCCUUCGAGUUGAAUGGGCGACACCCAGAUCUAACUAGAUUUUGAAGUUACAAUCUAAUAUCUGCUGGUGAUCACAGUUUUUGGCAUUCUAUUCUCAUCUUGAAGCCACCUUGCCAUUCUUCCAGGGAUUUUGUUGUUCAUAGUUAUCAUGUUUAAGAUUGAGUUGAUAGGAUCCUUUUAGCAAUCAACAAGAGAGACAUAAUUGUGUUAUUUUUAUGUUAUUGUAAUUGCGUUCCAUAAUUGGUUUCAGAAAUGGCAUAAUGCUUUAUUAUCAUUUACUUUUUAA